Aspergillus nidulans FGSC A4 is the source of this 558-nucleotide messenger RNA. Its product is annotated as hydrophobin family protein. Lineage: Eukaryota; Fungi; Ascomycota; Eurotiomycetes; Eurotiales; Aspergillaceae. The record is from RefSeq and is a predicted model, not a curated record. The transcript is spliced from 3 exons. Bases 32 to 439 code for a protein of 135 amino acids.
GCAGACUAAACGUCACGUCCCAUCCAUAAAAAUGAAGUUCAUCGGCCUUGCCACCCUCUCCCUCUUUGCGCUCGCCAGCGCCGACAAGUUCCCCGUCCCCGACAGCAUCACCGUCGCCGAAGGAAGCUCUAAGUGUGGUGACCAAGCCCAGCUGUCCUGCUGCAACGACGUCAAGUACGGCGGAGACACUACCGUUGUACAAAAGGGUAUCGCCGCUGGGCUGCUGAGUGACCUGCUCGGUGCCGGCUCUGCCGCCGAAGGCCUCGGUGCUUUCAGCGGUUGCUCGAAGCUUGAUAUCUCUCUACUUAUCGGCAUCGAAGAUAUCCUGAACCAGAAGUGCAAGCAGAACAUUGCUUGCUGUGCGAAGAGUGGCGGCAGUGCGGACGGCGACCUCGUGGGCGCUACGCUCCCCUGCAUUGCCCUUGGCUCCAUUCUGUAAUCGCUGGUUUGCUCAUGGUAUUUAGAGGGAGAAGGUGAAGGCAGGAUGUGCGGUUGAUGUUGUAACUUCAGACUGUCAUAAAAAUUCGUUCGAAUAAAUACAUUAAUAAUCCAUUUUCG